CAAACAUCACCCACACGUCAAAGACACACUACAGAGAGUGCACAGUGUAACUCUCCCACUCUUUGUCUAGCAGCUUCUUUACAGUAUAACUAACCCCACCUACCAAUUCCUAGUCCUCAUCUGUGAUGCUCUUCGAGAUAGCCCCUUCAAGCACAACCAUUAUUUACUCACGUCACUGUCAUUUUCUUGACACCCAACAUUACAUUAAAUACUACAUUGUAGUGUCAACCUCAUUGGAAAGCUUUUGGGAAUUUCAUUUUUACUGCUUUGGCUUUUUUCUCGCUUCUUGACAAGUAAGAGAGCUUUUUACUGUGCUUGUGCUUUUGUAAUUGUGGGUUGAGAAAUUAUGGGUUUGUUUUCCUUUUGAGUCAUUAUUGUCAUUUACUGUUAGUUCUGAUUAACUGAGUCCCUUUUUCGCUGCAUAUAAAAAAUGUAGGGUUUUACUGUCAAGAAAGUUGGAUUCCUUUUUAUUUUGGCCUUUUGGGUUAGUUAAAAAGUUGAGUGGGGCGUGUAUUUAUUGUGGAAUGAUUUGUUGGAAUUAUUGCAAUUCUGUUGAUUCAGCUACCGUGUACUUCGAAUGGUUGCUUCGCUGAGGAGGAAUACCUUUUCGAGAUUUUGUUUCUGUGGAAAAUAAUUGUUCUGUAAUUUAAAUUUUGUUCUUGCAGUUUCAUAUUUUUGGAAUUGGUUGUCAUAUUUGUGAAUUUAGUUGUCUACUGAGCUUUUCAAUUUCUUGAAGUUAUAUGGAGUUAUUUCUUGAAAUUCUUUAGCCGCUUCCCUCAGUUUCUAAGUCCACGAGUCCAAUAUACCUUCAUUGGUUUUAUGGGAAGAAUGCAGUCCAUUUGUUUUGUGUUAAUGUUGUUUGUAAAAAUAACAGUAGGGAAACUAGACACAGACGCGUUGGUGGAGUUAAAAAAUGGAAUUCAGAACGACCCUACAGGGAAAGUUCUUGAUUCAUGGGAUCCCAAGUCAUUGGCAUCUGACGGGUGCCCCAAGGAUUGGUUUGGUAUAAGUUGCAUUGACGGCAGGGUGACUUCAAUCAUACUGAAUGAUUUAGGUCUAGUUGGAGAAUUUAGUUUCUCUGCUAUUUCCGGACUCCAAAUGCUUCAAAACUUAUCCAUUUCUAACAAUCAAUUCACCGGCAUGAUCUCGAAAGAGGUCGGUUUUAUUGAAUCAUUGGCAAGUUUGGAUCUUUCUCGAAAUUUUUUUACUGGAUCAAUUCCCUCUCUAUUGACCGGUUUAAAGAACUUGAUGCUCUUAAAUCUUUCAUCAAACAACUUGGCUGGAGAAAUUCCCUCUGGUUUUACUGAUCUUGAGCUGUUAAAAUAUCUGGAUUUGCACUCUAAUGAUUUUUCAGGAAAUGUAAUGGGCCUUUUGGCUCAUUUAGGUGGUGUGAUGUAUGUUGACCUCAGCAGCAAUAAAUUUUCGGGAUCUUUGGACCUCGGAAUAGGGACUUCCGAAUUUGUUUCUUCGAUUCAGUAUUUGAAUAUCAGUCAUAAUAACUUGACUGGAGAGCUCUUCCCUCAUGAUGGAAUGCCAUUUUUCGACAGUCUAGAGGUGUUUGAUGCGAGUAAUAGUCAUUUUACUGGAAAUGUUCCUAAAUUUACUUUUAUUGUCUCCCUCCAAGUAAUCAAGCUUAGCAACAAUCUGUUGUCUGGUUCACUGCCACAAGGUCUUUUGCAGGAGAGCUCAAUGGUCUUGUCUGAAUUGGAUCUCAGCCUUAAUCAGAUAGAAGGUCCGGUAGGAAGUAUUACUUCUGGGAAUCUGAAGAAUCUAAAUUUGUCUUCUAACAGGCUAUCAGGCCCCUUGCCUGCUAGAGUAGGGCAUUGUUCUGUCAUAGACCUGAGUAAUAAUAUGUUCACGGGAAACUUCUCCAAAAUUCAGAGUUGGGGAGAUUAUGUUGAGGUUAUUGCAUUAAGCUCUAAUGCAUUGACUGGGCCAUUGCCGAACCAAACUUCUCAAUUCUUGAGGCUUACUUCAUUAAAGAUUUCCAACAACUCGCUAGAAGGAGUUAUCCCGCCUGUUCUAGGAACAUAUCCAGAAUUAAAAGACAUUGAUUUUAGCCUUAAUCAACUUAACGGUUUCCUCCUUCCUAGCCUUUUUAACUCGACAAAAUUGACCAAUAUUAACUUCUCUUUCAACAACUUCACUGGCACAAUUCCCAUUCAGGCUUUUAUCAACCAAAAUUACAGCCUGGAAUCUCUUGAUCUGUCACAUAAUGCACUUACAGGAAACUUGCCCCCUGAGCUUGUUAAGUUUCAGAAUAUGGUACAUCUUGACUUAUCUAACAACCAUCUUGAAGGUGACAUCCCUGAUGAUCUCCCUGGCACAAUGAGAGGAUUUAAUGUAUCUUACAAUAAUCUAUCUGGAGUCGUACCAAAAAACUUGGAGAGGUUUCCUGGUUCAGCAUUUCAUCCUGGAAAUUCCUUGCUCAUUCUCCAGAAUGAAGCAUUGUCACCAAAAAUUGGACCCAAUCUAAGUUUUGGGAGGCAUCAUUCUCAAACGAAAUCUGCUAUCAGGCCUGCCCUUAUUGCUUGCCUGGUUGCUGGUGCUUCUGUUAUGGCUUUAUUGACGAUGAUGAUCUAUUGCAGAACGCAUCGAGCAUGUGGAGAGAAGACAACCUCAAAAGACUCCAGUGCAAAGAAAGAUUUAUCUUCAUUACUAAUCGAAUCUGGUUCUCAUCCUCGAGCAAUCUCAUCAGACACACGUGGAUCCAAAGAUCAAAACCUUCCUGAAUCAACUAGUAAAUCUGCAAUAUCAGCUGCUGACUCAACACCUUCAAGGAUUCCGCAGCUAUCUGAAAAUCCCAGUGCGCUUAAGGUUUGUUCUCCAGAUAAACUGGCUGGAGAUCUACAUCUUUUUGAUGACUCCUUGAAAUUCACCGCAGAAGAGCUAUCAUCAGCACCUGCAGAAGUUAUCGGUAUGAGUUGCCAUGGAACACUGUACAAGGCCAUGCUUAGUUCAGGUCAUGAGUUGGCUGUGAGAUGGCUAAAAGAAGGGAUAGCGAAAGGUAGAAAAGAAUUUGCAAGAGAAGCAAUGAAACUAGGAAAUAUUAGACAUCCAAAUUUGGUUUCCCUUCAGGGAUUUUAUUGGGGUCCCAAGGAGCAUGAGAAGCUAAUCAUAUCUAAUUAUAUUAAUGCUCCAUGUUUGGCGCUCUAUCUUCACGAGACAGAUCCCAGAACACUCCCUCCAUUGUCUCUCGAUGAUAGGUUCAAGAUCGCUCUUGAUGUCGCUCGAUGUCUUAGUUACCUACAUAAUGAAAGUGCCAUACCUCAUGGCAACCUGAAAUCCACUAACAUUUUAAUUGAAAUUUCUAACACAAACGCACUCCUGACUGAUUAUAGUCUCCAUCGGUUAUUGACAUCAACUGGGACAGCCGAACAGGUGUUAAUCGCAGGUGCUCUUGGCUACAUGCCACCUGAAUUCACUAGUACAAGUAAACCUUGCCCAUCAUUGAAGAGUGAUGUAUAUGCUUUUGGGGUGAUUCUGCUUGAGCUCUUGACGGGAAAGAAUUCAGCAGAAAUUGUUCCGUGUGAGCCAGAAGUGAUGGACCUAACAGAAUGGGUGAGGCUUUUGGCUGCAGAGAACCGGUCGAUUGAGUGUUUUGAUCAACAGAUCAUAGAAAUAAGAAACACGAAGCGCCCACUGAAAAUUCUUGACACCGUACUUCAGAUUGCUCUCAAAUGUAUUCUUCCUGCAGCAGAAAGACCUGACAUGAAGAUGGUUUACGAAGAUCUUUCCUUUAUCGGACGAUAACAUGCCAAAAGUACAUCAGAAUCUUCAUUUGACUGCGAGUUAUGUUGCUAAUCAUUUGUUGUUUACUGUUAUUAUAUCCUGUAGUUGUGUAGUUCAACUUCAUUUCUUGAUCAGCAAUCCAGCUUAGAUUUGGUCUUGUAACUGGGGGGGAAAACAUGAAAUUCUUUGUAUGUGGUAACUAGAUUCUUUCAGUACGUCGAAUUGUAAUUUGGGUUGCAGCAUUUCUUCUGUAAACUAAAUUAUGGCCAGUUCUGUGUAUCUAUGGAGAUUUUAGUUCAAGCUGAAA
Olea europaea var. sylvestris is the source of this 4039-nucleotide messenger RNA. Its product is annotated as probable inactive receptor kinase At5g10020. NCBI's taxonomy places the organism in Eukaryota, Viridiplantae, Streptophyta, Magnoliopsida, Lamiales, Oleaceae. The transcript is spliced from 4 exons. Gene Ontology annotation, biological process: protein phosphorylation. Gene Ontology annotation, molecular function: ATP binding; protein kinase activity; protein binding. The record is from RefSeq and is a predicted model, not a curated record. The coding region runs from base 820 to 3753 and encodes 977 amino acids.